Molecule: messenger RNA, 870 nt
Organism: Alternaria rosae
Lineage: Eukaryota; Fungi; Ascomycota; Dothideomycetes; Pleosporales; Pleosporaceae
Exons: 1
Coding region: 1-870 (289 amino acids)
Source: RefSeq, a predicted model, not a curated record
AUGGGUGUCACAGUAUCCCAUACAGCCUUCUCCCCGCUAUCUAUGGUAUCGACAAUCAUCGGCUUCAUUUCCUUCACCUUUACGCUCGCGACCUUACUCAAAGUCUCCUGGUCAAACCUAGCAACCUUUAACGCCGCGCCAGAAGAGAUCAAAGACACCUUAUCAAGUCUGAAGCAAGGACUAUUGGAGGAGAGAAGGCAUUUGAGAAGAGUGAGAAAGAGACUGAGGAACGUAAGGAGAGAUCAAAGCCACGGCCCUAGCGCACGAAGUGAUUCCGAAGAAUACGACCGUGGGGAAGAAGGUCGAAGAAGAAGCAGACGAGGGAAGGGAGGCCACAAAAGGAGGACAAUGCACUUCGACCGCGAUAUGCAGAGUAUGCGAUCAAGCGGCGAAGCAGAAGCAUUAAGCGUGAUGCGUGUCACCAUCCGCGACCUCAUCCAAAAGUUCCGAGACCUCGAGUAUCCCUUUCUCAAACCGGAAUACCAGUCCCAGGACUCAGCGCAAUGGUCCACUCAAUCUUCGCCUUAUCCAUCUGAGAGAUCGCCAUAUGCAGCGCAAUACUACCCGCACUCCGAUGAUGAUGAUGAUGAUUCUCCCUCAGCUGGUCACAUGCGCAAGAGCAACCGUCUGGGUCUGGAAUACGCCAACUGCGAUCUUCAACGUCGCUGGCUAUGGGUGCGCCGGAAGGCCGAUGUGAUCAAUCUUAGUACAGUGCUAAGUAGAGUAGAGGGUAGACGGACGGCGCAUGAAGUGGGCGAAGUGUUCAGUAUGGUGUCGAAUAUCGGCAGAGAUGUUGAAGAUUUGAGAGGGGUACUUGAAGGGGUGGAGGCUAGAUUGAAUAGGGUUGUGGGGAUAAGACGCGUAGAUUAA